Molecule: messenger RNA, 1286 nt
Organism: Setaria italica (foxtail millet)
Lineage: Eukaryota; Viridiplantae; Streptophyta; Magnoliopsida; Poales; Poaceae
Product: F-box protein At5g07610-like
Exons: 3
Coding region: 12-1286 (424 amino acids)
Molecular function (GO): protein binding
Source: RefSeq, a predicted model, not a curated record
CAGGCGCUCAUAUGGGUCCAUCGAAGAAGUGUGCCAGCGCCGUCGCCGACCUCACCGAUGAUCUUAUCAUCGAGAUCCUGUCGCGGCUACCGGCAAAAUCGAUCUGCCGCUUCAAGUGCGUUUCCUGGCACUGGUACAACCUAAUCACCCGCCUAGAGCACCGCAAGAAGAUCCCCCAGACGCUCUUCGGCUUCUUUUACCCCACCUGCAGGCUCGGCCAAAAGAACGAUGUGCUCACGUUUCCCGAUUUCGUUGAUAUCAUGGGGGAGGAAGAGCUUCCAUUUUCAGAUCCCCCGUUGUUCUUCUUGAUCAGAUACAGGCUGAUUGAUCCAAAGAUCUGCUGCAAUGGCCUUCUUCUCUGCCUCUGCUGGAAGGUCUCCCCCAGUGAUAAAGCUAAUUAUGUUGUGUGCAAUCCUGCAAUAGAGAAAUGGGUUGCCUUGCCUGAGUCCAACCACGAUAGUGAUGCGUGUGCACACUAUUUGGGUUUUGACCCAGCUGCCUCGUCCUACUUCCAUGUGUUCCAGCUCCUAGAGGAAGAUGAGGAUUAUGGAUAUGUUCGUGUGAAUAUCAAUAUCUGCUCAUCAGAGGCAGGUGCAUGGAGUCACAAGGGAAAUAUUUGGAGUAGUGAGCUGAAGGUAGAUGAUUCUAAAGGUGUUUUUCUUAAUGGAAUGUUGCAUUUGAUGACCUAUGAUUUCAAGAUACUUGCAGUGGACACAGAGGGGAAGACAUGGAGGACCAUUCCUUUGCUGGAAACUAUGCGUGUUGAAAACUCUUUUGGAGCCCCUCUUUCUUUUAUUGGUCAAUCUCAAGGGCGAUUGUAUUACAUAAAUAUGAGGGACGUCAAUACCUCUAUAUUGUUAGUCUGGAUUCUUGAGGACUAUGACAAUGGUGAAUGGAUAUUUAAGUACAACAUUAACGCUUCACAGCUUUUUGGAAAGAAGGGUCUCAGGUUUGAACAGGACUACUUUUUCAUCGGGAUCCACCCAGAUUGCAAUUUGAUUUACUUUGUUUUGAGGUGUGAAGAUAUGCUGAUGUCUUAUAACAUGGACCAUGGGAAAGUUUCUGUUAUAUGCAGUCUCAAAGAGCAUUUGCGUGACUCAGGGCCUGUUUGGCUCCUCGGUGCUAAAGCAUCCAUCACAUCAAACACUGCAGAGGAGGUACCUGUGAUACAUGAUCCUGGGCACAAUUCGCAUGCCCCCAACCCCCAUAUAUUGUCCGUUGGUACUUGUGUUCUCAGAGUUGUUCGCAGAGAGCACUGCAAUGCAAUCCUUCUGAUGUUCCCGUAG